This is a messenger RNA of Psilocybe cubensis, 1098 nucleotides long. RefSeq lists its product as uncharacterized. NCBI's taxonomy places the organism in Eukaryota, Fungi, Basidiomycota, Agaricomycetes, Agaricales, Agrocybaceae. The record is from RefSeq and is a predicted model, not a curated record. The transcript is spliced from 4 exons. Gene Ontology annotation, molecular function: hydrolase activity. Bases 1 to 1098 code for a protein of 365 amino acids.
AUGUCCAAAACUUCGUCUGUACUCCCAAGGAACAGGCUGUCGGCUCUAGACAAAGCAAAAAUGCUAGUUAUUCUUUUGCCUGCCCCUGCCUUGAUUACUUGGGCCCUUAUAAAAUCUCAGUUCACAGAGGACGGAAAAGCCAAAAGCUGGAAGCGGGUUGCCAUUGACCGAGUCUCCCUCCGAGCACUUUACAAUAUGAACAGACGACAGAUUCGGGCCUUCUUUGGAGAAACUCAAGACACCUACGCCGCUUUUAUCAAAGCUGAAAAAGCAACCCCGAUAACCGAAGAGAUCGGUGAAAAUGCAAAAUUAUUAUGGAUUGGACCUAAAAGAACAGACCGUAUUAUUUUAUAUCUUCAUGGCGGUGCAUUCCUCUGGGGAAUGAUGGCUUCGACCCCAAAAUUUCUGAUCUACCUUCAAGAGGAACUCGAGAAGAAGAAAAAGCCCACAGGCGUAGCUAUUUUGAACUACACCCUUGUCCCAGAUGCGACAUUUCCAACUCAGUUAAAACAGGUUAUCGCUGCUGUACAACAUCUCGUUAACUCUGGAGUACACCCUCAAAAUAUACAACUUGUGGGGGAUUCGGCUGGAGGGAUAAUCUUCCAUCAAUUGUUAUCGCACAUUCUUCAUCCAGUGGAUGGUGUCCCUACACUGACGUUCUCGUCUCCCCUUGGUGGCGCAUACAUAAUGUCCCCUUGGACCCUGCUCACGGAUGAGCCCGUUGCCCAUACGAAUGAGGGCAGAGACGAUAUCCUCGGCGUGCGUACCGGACUGUAUUGGGGAAGCAAAGUCCUAGAAGGGCUUCCAGAAUCAGCUACUCCCUAUGUGAACCCCCUUUCUGCACCAGACGACUGGCUAGAUGGAUGUAACGACUUGGUCAAGCGAGUGUUGAUCAGUGCUGGUGAGGGUGAAGUUCUUCGAGACGCAAUUAUCCAGUACUUCAAGAAGUUGGAAAAGCAUCACAAAGAUGCGAAGUUAUUCGUCGAGGAACACGGAAUUCAUGACGAUCUCCUCAUGAAAUUUCUCGUAGGCGACAGAGAUUUGGGCAAAUUGGCGCCAUUCCUCGUCAACUGGCUAGAUGAAGGAUUCUCGACGUAG